Messenger RNA from Morone saxatilis (striped sea-bass), 961 nucleotides. RefSeq names its product N-acetyltransferase 9 (GCN5-related, putative) (gene nat9). The coding region runs from base 101 to 730 and encodes 209 amino acids. The record is from RefSeq and is a predicted model, not a curated record. Gene Ontology annotation, molecular function: N-acetyltransferase activity. NCBI's taxonomy places the organism in Eukaryota, Metazoa, Chordata, Actinopteri, Moronidae. The transcript is spliced from 6 exons. Gene Ontology annotation, biological process: protein acetylation.
ACCGAGAGACCAUGAGGAAGUGUGUGUGAGGAGUUGAAGCGUCGUGUUGUUGUGUUUACUUUCAUUAUCAGUGAUAUUAGUGGAUUCUAUCUGCUUUGUCAUGAAGAUAAAUGAGAACACUUUACUGGAGGGACAUAAAGUCGUGCUCGUGCCUUAUAAUGCGGACCACGUGCCCAGGUAUCACGAGUGGAUGAAGUCUCCUGAGCUGCAGCAGCUGACCGCCUCAGAGCCUCUGACCCUGGAGCAGGAGUACGACAUGCAGAGGAGCUGGAGGGAAGAUAGCGACAAGUGCACAUUCAUCAUCCUGGACAAGCAGCGGUGGGCGGACACCGGUGUAGAAGAGGAGCAGUGCAUGGUGGGAGAUGUCAACAUCUUCCUGACUGACCCCACAGAUCCGUCCGUGGCUGAGUUGGAGAUCAUGAUAGCAGAGCCCAGUUACAGAGGGAAGGGCAUCGGGAAAGAGGUGACACUCAUGAUGAUGUGCUACGGUGUCACCAAACUUGGGCUCAAAAAGUUUCAAGCGAAAAUUGGGCUGGACAACCAGGUCAGCAUCGCCAUGUUCAAGAAACUCCACUUCCAGGAGGCGUCGGUGUGUAAAGUGUUCAAAGAGGUGACCCUCGAGAUGACGGUGGACGAGUCAGUUCGCACGAGGCUGCUGGACGACAUGGCGGAUGUGAAGGAGCGAGACUACAGACAGACCUGCAGCAACAGACAGGAGCUGGUUUCAUAGUGAAGAGCUAAAGACUUCCAGCUGUGAAGGAAAUCAUUCUGCACACAGAACUCUGAAGCUGAACACUGGUGUGUGGUUUAGACUUGUACCCCUGUAAGCUGUAACACCAGAAUACUUUAUUACUGCAGAGAUGGGAAGUAACUUUUACUCAAGCCUAAGUGCAGUUUUUAGGUAUCAAGGAAUGAGAGGAAUGUAUUUAUCAUCAUUCAUCACAGGGUUGUAUAAGACACA